UAGAACGUCUUCGCGGCAUGGAUUGUUCUGGCAAUGCUCCUCUUCACCACGGUAGAAGCUCAUGCUUCCCAUGGUCAAAUUCUUAUGAUUAUCCGCGAGAUCGUUUUUUUUCUGUAUAUUAUCAAUUUUGUAUUUUAAUAGCCAGUUCACUUUCUAUACCAGUGUACCAGUUAUUUGUGCUACUUUUGUCAAACUUUCCAUUUUGGCUUACACUGGUCUCGAACAACAGGAUGUUGCUAAUGUCGCGAGUCUUGGCUGGAGGUACGGAGUCUCACAGCAGUGUACAGGGCUGACAUUCAAAGUACUACCAUUUGGUAGGCUUGAGUAGUGUUAUGCCUCCACGGCACCAAUCUCCCUGGUUGCAGCGCAAUCAUCUUGGCAAGCAAUUAGUGAGCUACCAUGCUCAAUUCAGAAUAUAUCCUUGCCAUCUCAAUUGUUGAUGAAGCCUCAUAGCGUCAAGCAUCAACGUAAGGCAGUUACCUGCUGCAUAGCAUUUAUGUACCAUAUAUGUCGGAAAGAAACGAAGCCAAGAUGCAGCAGGUGGACACUAUCUCACAAAAUAAUUCGUUAGAUGUGGAGGAGCGAGAAAGGCUGUGUAAUAUACCGAAGACAAGUGCACCUGGUAAGACAUCGGCUACACCAGCAACUCCUGCAAAGGAACCGCCACCACGUGAUGAACCAUCCGUGGAACCGGUAAACGGUGUAGUCCAACCACCUGUUGUGCCACCACCUAAUCGCCCAGGGCGUGUUACCAACCAACUACAGUUUCUUCAGAAAGGUGUACUCAAGCCAGUAUGGAAGCAUCAAUUUGCGUGGCCUUUUCAGCAACCUGUAGAUGCCAAGAAACUCAAUUUGCCAGAUUACCACAAAAUUAUAAAGCAACCAAUGGAUCUUGGCACUAUCAAAAAAAGAUUAGAAAAUACAUAUUAUUGGAGUGGGAAAGAAUGUAUCCAAGAUUUCAAUACAAUGUUUACCAAUUGCUACGUUUACAACAAACCUGGAGAAGAUGUUGUGGUGAUGGCACAAGCUCUCGAAAAAUUGUUUCUUACAAAGGUUGCACAAAUGCCAAAAGAAGAAGUGGAACUGGAGCCCCCUGUUCCAAAGGGACCCAAAGGGAAAAAGGCUGGCAGAGUUGGAGCACCAGUUGGUGGUGUAGCAGGAGGUGCAGGAGGUACAGGUCGUGGUCGACCUUCAUCUGGUGCAGCUGCGGUUACUUCCAGUGUACCAAAUAGUUUAACGCCUUCAGCUACAUCAGCUGGUACAACAGGCGUGAUACCCAUGCCUCCUCUUGGCACCCAAGCACCUGCAUCAGUACCUGGGAGCACUAAUACGACUACGAUUGCUCCUCCAUCGAGUAUGGGUGUUACUCCCAUGGCUACUCACAACUCUUUGCCUCAACAAGUGGUCCCUCCGACUAGCGGUUACCAUGCACAACCAGCGAUGGACCCGCAAGCAGCUUCUGCUGUACCUCCUCCUCCCCAAGUUCCCACUGCACCUACGGUAAUGCCUCCAUCUCAACCUGCAAAAGUUAAAAAGGGAGUGAAGAGAAAGGCUGAUACUACAACUCCUACUGCAAAUUCUUUCGAACCUUUAUAUAAACUGGAUCCUAAAAAUGCCAAAAUACCCACAAGACGAGAAUCUGGCAGACAAAUAAAGAAGCCAACGAGGCAAGCGGAAGACGGCUUAGUGCCAUUCCACCAGGCCAACAUGCCCCUGAUUGGGGCAAUGGCCCAACAGCCUCAACAUACUACUGGAAAGUCGAAAGAAAAAUUGUCAGAAGCGUUAAAGUCCUGUAACGAAAUUUUGAAGGAACUAUUCUCAAAGAAACACUCGGGUUAUGCAUGGCCCUUUUAUAAACCGGUUGAUGCGGAACUCUUAGGUCUUCACGAUUACCACGACAUUAUCAAGAAACCAAUGGAUCUUGGUACUGUGAAGACGAAAAUGGAUAACCGUGAAUAUAAAACAGCACAAGAAUUCGCGAGUGAUGUGCGGCUUAUAUUUACUAAUUGUUACAAGUACAAUCCUCCUGACCAUGAUGUCGUAGCGAUGGCUAGGAAGCUUCAAGAUGUGUUUGAAAUGAGGUAUGCAAAAAUUCCGGAUGAACCAAUGGGCAGUAUGGUAGGCAUUAAAGUUAGCAGUAGUAGUGCCAGUAGCUCCGGAUCUGAAAGUUCUUCGGAGAGCGACGAUUCGGACGAAGAACGUACUCAAAAAUUGGUUGCUUUGCAGCAGGAGUUGAAAGUUAUGCAAGAAAGAAUGAGGAAAUUAGUAGAAGAAAGUGGUAAAAAGAAGAGUAAAAAGAAGAAACCGGAUAAGUCAAAAUCAAGGCCAUUGACCAGUAAGAGUAGUAGCCUUGUAGCCAGUCAUACUGGUGCCAUGAAAGAACUUAUGAAACCAAGUGGUGGAAUUCCAAGUGUCUCUGAUAGUGUCGGUGCUAGUAUAGCCAGUGUUGCAAUGGGGGGAGGUGAUUUGAAAAUGCCGGGUGGAAUGGGUGGUGACCUUCAUCAUCCAGCCAUAGCAGUAGGACCUAAUAAAACUCAUGCGGCCGGAAGUAUGAGUCAUCAUCUGCCAACGACGGCAAAUGCUAAGCCAAAGGGAAAAGGAAGAGGACCUGGAAAAGCGGCAACGACAAAUGCCGCGACUAAAAGGCCAAAAGCAAAUAGCAGAUCAGCUGGAACUAAAAAGAAGAAUGCCAGUAGUCAACCACCUCCGAUUACAUUUGAUUCGGAGGAUGAAGAUAACGCUAAACCAAUGUCUUAUGAUGAGAAAAGACAACUUAGUUUGGAUAUCAAUAAAUUACCUGGAGAUAAAUUAGGACGUGUUGUGCAUAUAAUACAAUCUCGAGAGCCUUCGUUAAGGGAUUCGAAUCCAGACGAAAUUGAAAUUGACUUCGAAACGUUGAAACCAUCCACAUUGAGGGAGUUAGAAAGCUAUGUUGCUUCAUGCCUUAGAAAAAAGCCACACAAGAAAGUCAGUGGUAAAUCUAAGGAUGAACAAAUGGCCGAGAAGAAACAGGAGUUAGAAAAAAGGUUACAGGAUGUUACAGGGCAGUUAGGCAAUGUUAAGAAAACCGCUAAGAAGGAGGACAGUAGUAAAUCAGUUGAUGUAGUUGGAACUGGAGGAGCUAGUGGGCCUUCGAGAUUAUCAGCGUCAAGUAGUAGUAGCAGUGAUAGCGAUUCCAGCAGUAGUUCACUUUCUUCGAGCUCCAGUGAUUCGAGCGACAGUGAAGCAGGAAACUCUUCGAAUCGUCCCCCAAGAAAGAAAACAAAGAAGAGUACACCAAGUACAGGACCUCCUCCAACUACAACUACUGUAACACCGGCACCUACACUGAAUCACACCGGAGGUCUUUUAAUGAACAGUCAACCCCCAACAAAUUCUACGGGACCAAUAACAAAACCAGCUGUAACACAGCCUAGCAAUAUUUCUUCAGAUCAAGGUGGUAAUGGUCAACAAUCUGUAGCAGUAGCGGCUGUUACAGCUGGUCAAGGAUUGCCUGUCGCAAGUCACACAUCUAUGCCAGCUCAACCGCCACGAUCUACGUCUAUGGCUACAGCUGCACCUGUAAAAAAGCCUACUCCACCACCACCAACUACUUCUAAUCCACCAACUCCAUCAGUGUCUGUACCAACUCCACCACCAAGUGUUACACCUACGAAUACAAACUCUAUAGUAGCUUCACCGGUUGUGCCUCAGCCACCACAGCCACCUACAUCAGUUAGUUCCUUUUCGAAUACAAACACACCUGUACCCACAGAUGGGACAACUUUAACCCAACAGUCAGAUCUGUUGCAACCGUAUAAUACUCUAGCUCCUGUGCCUACUACACAGACAUCGUUGGAACAAACGAUGUCGAUAAAAAAAGAAUCGCACAUACCAAUGAUUCAAACACCGCAUACAACAACGAAUAAUACCAAUUUAAGUUUAAUGCCAGAUGUAAAGGCAGCAGUGAACAUGAUGCCUGCGAGUAUGGCAUCGAAUUUAAACUUGGGAAAUAUAACGAUGGCAAACCUGAGUAUGAAUUUGCAGCAAGGAUUGGCCACGCAUAUGUCGAUGCACAAUCAAUUGGAAAACAUGAUAAAUACUACUUCACCGUUGACCAGUAUACAAAAUUCCCAUAAUGCUACAAUGUCACAACAGCAUUCCAAUGGAUUUUCUAAUAUCAAACGGGAGAAUUCUCCACCUAAUAUGUUGAAUAAUAAUGGUAUACCUGGGCUCAAUAUGGGAAUGAACAUGGCCGGAAUGGGUUCAAUUUUUGACCCUUUGUCUAUCGUUCCGAUGCCAAUGCAAAUAUCUCAAAUACCAAUAAAGAAAGAAGAGAAGUCGGUACCUAUUUCUCAACCACAAAUGCCUCAAAAACCCAUGGAUGCCGGAGCUCUUUUUGCAGAAAUGAGCGCAGGAAUGCCACCGAUGGGAAAUCACUCGAGUUCGCAGCUUAUGCCUGAAAAAAAGAUGACACCACCGGAUUCGAAGAAUCCUGUGUCAAAUUUUGCAUCAGCCUUCAAAAAUAAAACUGUAGAACAGAAUGUGAAAAAUGCCUCGUCGUGGUCGUCUCUGGCUCAAGCAUCCAGUCCCCAGUCUGCAGCCGGAAGUAGCAUGAAGAGUGCUGCACGGGACUCGUUCCAGGCGUUCAAGAAACAAGCCAAGGAGAAACAGGAUAGACAAAGAGCUCUAUUGGAACAGCAAGAAAUGCGAAGACAACAGAAAGAGCAAGCGGAACGAGAACGUUUGCGACAAGAGAAUGAAAGAAGAAGAGAACGGGAAGAAGAGGACGCGUUAGACAAAGUUAGAAAAACUGUUGGUGAUCCACAGGGAAACGUUAUGAUUGCUACAUCAAGAGCAGAAGAGGUGAAAGCCAUUGUCGAUACAGACAGUAGUAGUCCAAGUCAAGACAAAGCCGCGGCAGAAAGAGAACGUCAAAGGUUACGGGAACAGGAACGACGACGCCGCGAAGCGGCGGCUGGGCAAAUUGACAUCAACUUGCAAAGUGAUUUGAUGGCUGCGUUUGAGGAAUCGUUAUAAUGUUAUUUGCUGCUCAUUAUAAAUCUACUGAAACCGGGCAGGACUUGGAUGAAUGUUUGGCGCUGGACGGUACUGCAGAAACGUAUUGAUAUAUACGUCAGUCAAUAAGAAACAAUAAUAAAUAAUAAUAAAAUAAGAUAACAAUAAGCCGAACAUGAAGACGGCGUGAUAGUUUAAAGGAUUAAAAUGGAUAAAAAUGAAAAUGGUGGUGCGGGUUGGGACAUUCCAACGGAAAAACCCAAAUUUCAAUUGUCCGAAUGGAAUCGGACUACAAAGAAAAAAAAAACAAAAAAAAACAGUUUAUCAAAUGACGUAAAACUAAUUGUGUGUAAUCGACGGACACCCAAGUGUGACCAUGUAAUUAGAUAAAUACUUACACGACACAUUGGAAAUGCUACACUGACUAUUGUGUUACAUUUUUCCGGUUUUCAUAAGUUUGUACUUUAUGUAAAUUUGGAAACAAAACAAAAAAUAUUAUGCAGAAGAUAAUGAAAGAAAGAAUAUCGUAUGAGAGGGAGAGAGAGAACGUGAAAAGAGUGUACAGCGUACGAUUAACGUAUGAAUGAGUAUGAAAGCGAGCGUGGAGAAGAGUAAAAGUCGUGUACAUUUAGUUAAGUUUUAUAUUUUUCCACAUUCAGUCAUUAAUCGUUGGUAGGAUUACAUAAACGAUGUUUCUGCCAAUAAUACAUACAAUUAUUAGCAAUUUACUAAUAAUUUCAUUGCAGAUUUCUUUCUUGAUUAUGAAUAUAUACUAUUUAUAAUCACGAAAUAGGUAGGCUUGUUAAGUCAAUAAAUAAUAGAGAAAAGAAAUAUACCUAAUGCAAACAAUACACAUUGGUGAAUUUAAUCGUGUCGAUUAUCACGAUAAGCCCGUACGACUAUCAAUUGAAACAACGUCGAGAUUUCGAUUGAUUUUAGAAGUUCAAACAGGGCCAAUCGAUUGAUUUGAAGGAAAUAUUUAUAAACUCAUCUUAGAACAAAGUCGUCAAUUAUUACGAGUAACGGUAAGGUGAUUAUAGAAUGAUGUAGUUUUGAUCCUACCAACCAUUAGAUCAGAUCCGAUGUGCGUACCUUGAAUACUUGGUAUGCUUUAGGAUCACAGAAAAAAAGAAGAAAAUAAAGAAAAGAAAAAGCGUGAAGCGGUAUCGACUCGUAAAUGGGACAUUAUUUAGAGAAUAUUUAUAUUUGUUUCAUCAUGAGUUAACUAUUCGAAUGAAGAUCAUGCUAAACAAGAAAAAUGCUAAACCUCUCAAGAAAAUUGCUAAUUAAUAGCCUCAAGACAUUGCGUUUAAUGUGCAUCAAGCGAUUGGAAUUUUACAAAACAUAAAUCGCUUUUGUGUUACGUAAACAAACGCUGGACGUCUUGAAUGAAGAAUAUUCAGUCGGCAAAAAAAAGUACAAAAAGUCGAUAUUUCAGAGUUUUGGAUUUAAACGUACUACUAUUGAUUCUACUGCUAUUAUUAUUACAAUGGGAUUCAUUUUUUUUUUUUUUUAAGUAUUGGAAUUUGUGGAAGUUAUAAUAGUGAAUGUACUGGUACACAGACAUUAUUAAUAACGAAAGUUAUUAUCGAGAUAUAUUAUUACUAUUAUUAUGAUUAUUAUUAUUAAUAUUAUUAAAUUAUUGCAUUAAAUCGAAUUUUAUUUUUUUAAGAUCCUUUUCAAACUCGCGAUGUCUUUCUGUAUUCGUAGCGUAAUCGAAUAACAAUUUUAUUCGAAAUUUAAAGGAACGCUAGAUUGGCACGAAUAUAACAUACUUGUUUUUGCCUCAUUGAACAGCGAAUUUAUGGUUCACAAAUAACAUGUUCCUUUUUACGUGAUAUUAGAACAAAAUAUUUUCCACUUACGAACAAUAAAGAGAGACGGUAAAUAAUUAUUCUGGAAGACCAUAUACGCAAUUUGAUAAAACCUUAGAUAAUACGAUGGAACGAGAAGUGAUCGGAACAAAUUUACCAUAUUUAUAGAAUAAUUAAAUGCUUUCGCUUUAUUUAAAAAAAGAAAAAGAAAAGACACGAAGCGUAAAUGAUAUCGAUGAUAGAACCAGCAGGUGCACGAGGUUUAAUAUUAUUUAUUCUUCCCGUAACUUCAUCUUUAAAGGGUCCCGCAAAGUUUCACCUUUCCGCUGAUCAAGAUCAUUUUACCAAUCGAAUCGUGUCUUCGUUCGAUGUAAAUUUUUGGAAUAAUCAAAGAUGGUUACCCGAAAGACACGAUCGAACGAGAUGUAGGUGAAGAUAAUAAAAGAAAAUGAUUUGAGAAUCGUGAAAGAUUUAACGUUGCGUUCAAAUGCCAAAAUAUAUAACCCUCGCCGAAGGAUGACCGUGUUUAAACGACAUUAUAAUGUAUACAGAUGAUUUAUUAUUAUUAUUAUUAUUAUUAUUAUUAUUAUUAUUAAUUAUUAAUUAUUAAUUAUUAUUAAUUAUAUAUUAUUACGACUCGCGUUUAGACUCGAUUCCGUCGCAUUACAUUUGUUCGGCUUUCUCGAGCGUGGCGAGAAAAUACGUGUCAGGAUAACGAACAGGAAAUCGUGAGGGGCGUGUAUCCAGUAUCCGAGGAUCGCGACGUUGGUGUCCACACUGUACAGAAUAAAAUAAUUAAGCGUAUGUGUGAGUGUGCGUGAUUCUAUUUAUGUAUAAAAAAAAAGGAAGAAAAAAAAAUGCGUUCAGCAAAGAGAAAUGCAAUUUUUUAAGUGCUAGAGUGUACCGUUGACUCGAACGUAACGAUCGAACAAGUGAUAUAUCCUGAAUAUAUAUAUAUAUUAUUAUGUAUAUCGCUCGAAAUAUUCCUCCAGCGGGCGAUAGAGAAUUUAAUCAUGAGUCUUCGUUCGCGACCAAUUUGAAUAAUGCGCACGAGAAAAUAAGAUAUAUAAUAUAAUGAAAAAAAAAAGAUACGAGAGUGAGAGCGAGAGAGAAUGAGGGAGGGUUUCACGAGUAUUCACGCCGUUAUUCGCAAUCCUGUUUUCGUUGUUAAAAGAAAAGUGCAUCGGAGAUGAACGAAGGAAACUCUGUCGAAUAACGAUAGAAAAGACGGGGCAGCCCCGUUCAUUGGGAAUGCUCUUCAUAUUCUCACGUAUUGUGUGCGCUUUCAUAUCAACGCGAUCUCGUCAACGAUCGUCGAUAACUAAUUCUAGCAAUACCCUAGACUAUCCUGCGUAAUUUUAUUUCAAUGUAACCCGGGAUCCAUCGUUCCCGGGCGUUCGUUAAUCAAAAUUCAAGAUUCACGAGAAAUCUUGGCCCUCGACCUUUAGCAAUCUAUUCACUGCGAUAAUCAAUGUUCGCGCCUUUAGUAUGUACAAUGAUUUAGUCAUCCGUAUGGUUAAUUGUUAUCGUGUGCACUUAAAUGGGAGUAGGACGAUUUCUCGCGAGGAGGAUGUCGUUUAUAUGAUACAAGAUUGAAAGAGAAGAAUGAUCGAAGUUUAUUGGUUUCGUUUUCUUUACCUUUUUUCGUUUGAAAAUUGAACAAUGUUCUUUCGGUAUAAACUAUGCGUCGAAGAUAACUAUAUUCUAAAGAAAGGAAUAACGGAAUUACUGUCGUGCGAUAUAGAAUAAGUUCGAAUCGAGUUUCGGUGUGGCCUGUAACAAUCGUCGGUAUUCGAAGAAGAUUUUAGGGAACGCGUAUGCAUAUUAUAUUCGCAUCUAUGAUAUUUGCAAAUUCGAUAUGUUUGAUAUUACGAUGAGUAGGAAUAGGUGUUAAGGCGCGUCGGAUUAAGGAGUAUCCUUUCUGCGAAGAAUUAAUCCUCGGAAUAAUCUUCCACGAACGAAAGAAUCAUUUGCUACGAUUCAAACGUUUCUCGCGUUUAUUUUCCAGCCGAUGCUUUUAACGACAUUCUUUGUGCGAGCCGUUCUUCUAUUUGUUCGUAUUUCGAUGCGAGUUGUUACUAAAAGACGGAAGAUGUUUCGAGCGGAUCGUAUCGUCGAACAAUUCCGUCGUUUUAAAAUUCAUUUUAAUACCGUUUUCUAUCUAUGUUGUACCGUUAGACUAAUCAAUCGCAAGUGUCCUAGAGAACGUUCGAAUGAAUCCCUCGGAUUGUAAAAUCGUGUUUAAAGUAACGAGCUCAAUGGUGACACGAAUUCUAAAAUGAAAGAAAGAAAAAAAAAAGAAGAAAAAAAUUAUUAAAAUGAACGAAUUAACAAAGAGAGUGAGUUUGAGGAAGAGAAAUACAGGAUAUAUAAAAUGGGAGAUAUUGGGGGUGAGAGUGAGGAAUGCGUGUGUUAGGUAUCAUGAUUGUAUAAUACGUGGGUUUGUAACUGUAAAUACGAGGAGAAAUCAUUGGCAGCAAUUUAAACAGAAUACAGAUAUCUAUGUAUAAAAAAAAAAGUAACAAGUACUAAUACACACACCUCUAUAUAUGUGAUAAGGUUUGUAAUAUUUAAGGGAGGCCGAUAGAUUGUAUAACCUACUAGAUCUCAGUAUAAGUUACUAGGUAAAGAACGUAAUAAUUCGUAAGUAACACCAAAAUCACUCCGCUGUAUCAAAACGAAAAAAAAAAAAAUAAUUUUUUAUAUAAGU
Molecule: messenger RNA, 9522 nt
Organism: Osmia lignaria (orchard mason bee)
Lineage: Eukaryota; Metazoa; Arthropoda; Insecta; Hymenoptera; Megachilidae
Product: homeotic protein female sterile
Biological process (GO): regulation of DNA-templated transcription; chromatin remodeling
Cellular component (GO): nucleus; chromatin
Source: RefSeq, a predicted model, not a curated record